UCGAGGCACAGUCGAGGGUCGAGGUUAUAUUAUAAAUCAUCAAGUUUUUUAAAUCGAAUAAUUGAUCAAUCUGUUGUGUUUCUUAGUAACUGCAGACAACUGUUUUGUUUUAUUUAGAAUUACAAAUCACAGUUCUAUCCUAGUCUUCUUCUGAAAAAUAAUCUUUAUUAUCCUUAUUAGCUGUCUACUUCUUCAACCUGAUUGUAAAAGCAUAAAAUACUGGAUUUUAUGUCGACGAACUAUUGAUCUAUGCAAUGUCAAUUUCCAGUCAUAAAUUACUGGAUAAAGAGACAAAGGCUUCUGUUGCACAAGAUGAAAAUGGUGCAGCUGGUGGGGCUUUCAAUACUCAUAACCGAGAAGAGUUCUACAAUAGGUUAGGAAACACUGAUAAUGACCACACUAAUGAAAAUACAAGAAUCGCGUGCAGCUCGCGAGCUGGCAACUCCAACUAUUCGUGGAGUCGUGAGAAUAGACAACAUAAUUCAAACGAGGCAUUCAAGCGAGGCUCAGGGCUGUGUGGUCUAGUCAAUCCGAACCGAAUCUGCUUCAUGAAUUGUGUGGUACAGUGCUUGGCUCAUUGUCCGCCUCUAGCUGACUACUUCCUCGAUGAUCGUUACAUGCGGGAACUGAAUCUGACAAAUCCGCGAGGCACCAAAGGAGAGAUGGCACGAACGUUCGGCGUAUUGUUGAAGAAUAUGUGGAGUGGCGAACACAAAUAUCUUCUAGCUAGAGAUUUCAGGAUGCAUGCCGAAAAGUUCACUAAUCAGUACGACCCGUUCCAACAAGAGUUUGACGCCCAGGAGUUUCUCACCUUUGUUUUGGAUAAUCUCCAUGAGGAUCUGAACAGAGCCAAAGAGCAUAAAGGAGGCAUCACCAUUGAAACUGAAGGUCGUCCUGAUCCGGAGUUGGCCAAGGAAACAUGGGAUGUGUACUUGAAGAGGAACGAUUCGAUAAUAGUGGACCUGUUCCACGGUCUGUUGCGGUCGAAGCUGAUCUGCCCGAACUGCGAAACGGUGUCCGUCAAGUUCGAUCCGAUGUGCUUCCUGUCGCUGCCGUUGCCUGUCGACAAGGAGAAAGUCUUCAAGAUCUUGUACGUGCCACAUGACCAGACCAAAAACGAGACGCGCUACGAGGUGAAAGCGUCCGAAUCGAGUCGUGUGCGCGAUCUGUUGGCCAAACUGUCAACUUGGAUCGGAUGUGAGACUGAGCGCCUGGUGUUGGCGGCCGUCUCCAACCACCACAUACACAAGUUCUUCUCGAGGGAUGACUCACUGGAGGUGGUGAAUGUCGCCUAUCGCGCAGGUCUGCAUGUCUACGACAUACCUGAGGCACACCACCUGUCUCCCGCCCCCGCCACUACCACGCUCAUACCUGUCUACCAUUGGGAGGUGAAGAGCACCAGUGACACAUCAGUGACGGCCAACAAUCGAAUGACGUCAUUUCAUCCGUGCCUCUUUGGCACGCCGGCAUUGAUUUCACUGCCGACGGCUCCCCUCAAGUAUGAAACAAUACACAGCCUGAUAGCCAGCAAGCUCAGUCGCUACAUACGCUUCACAUCCAACAUCAACGAUAAUCGCCUCAAAUCCGAAGAUGACAUGGAUAUAGAUUCGGAAAAUGAAAGCGAUAAGGAGCCUCCUGAGGAAGCCUUCACACUGCACGUUGUCAACACAAAAGAUGCAUCUAGUGCAAAAAGAAUUCCCAACAAUGGGCAACUGAUCAAGUUUCCAGAAUAUCAAGGUGAUCAGUGCUUGGUUCUGCAGUGGACGACAUCAUCUAUGCGAAAAUAUUUCAAAUCUCAGACGCCAAAUCAAGAUAGUUCAUUGCUAACGCUCGAAAAUAAAGCUCGCAAACUGAAUCUGCAAGAUUGUCUUGAUAUAUUUGCAUCAACAGAAAAACUCGAAUCUGGAAAUACAUGGAACUGUCCUAGCUGUAAAAAGCCGUCAGUUGGAGGAACGAAGAAGUUCGAUGUUUGGACACUGCCCAACGUUCUAAUAAUCAACUUGAAACGAUUCUCUUACAUCGUGAACAGACAUGACAAGUUGAAUAAGAAGGUCGACUAUCCGUUGGAAAAUUUGAAAUUGAACGAUUACCUGGUCAACAAGAACCACGCGCCAGUCUCCUACAAUCUCAUUGGAGUUAUCAAUCAUUAUGGCGGGCCGUCUGAGGGACAUUAUACAGCAUUUGCAAAGAAUCGAAUGGACAAUCAGUGGUACUGCUUUGACGACAGUAAUAUUCACAAGUUGAAAGAGAAAGACGUUGUGACGAGUACCGCUUACGUACUCCUCUACAUGAAGAAUGAUUUGAUGAAAGAAGAAAACCAAACAUGAUAUGAAUCUCAAUGGACGGUUUGAUUUAGUUCUGUUUUUAUUUGAAAGAUCUGAUUUUGUGAAAAGACUCUUCCAUGUGUGCUAACUCCCAAAGCUGCCAAAAUACUCGAUCUUUGUAAAUAAUACCUAGUACAAAUUCAAUUAAGUUAUUGUUAUUCAAUUCAGGAGCUCAUACCCAAGAGUUCUUUUUUCUUGGUACAAAUUUGAUUUGAGGAUUCUCACUCUGAUAAAUUUAAAACUCAUAAUAUUAUUAGAGUUAUUUAGUUUGAUAAUUAAUGUUCAAGUUGAGAGCUCAUAAUUCAGAAUUAUUUGUUCUUGUACAAAUUUGAUCAGUUUUAGGAGAUCAUAAACCAUGAUAAAUCAUUAAACAAAAACCAAUUAAUUGAAAACUCAUGAUAUUAUUUUUACAAGUUUAUGUUGAAUAAUUUUAUUUGGCCUACUGACUGGAAUAAAAAUUUCCAUUAAACCUU
Messenger RNA from Nilaparvata lugens (brown planthopper), 2797 nucleotides. Its product is annotated as ubiquitin carboxyl-terminal hydrolase 4. Bases 255 to 2327 code for a protein of 690 amino acids. Gene Ontology annotation, molecular function: cysteine-type deubiquitinase activity. Gene Ontology annotation, biological process: protein deubiquitination. Lineage: Eukaryota; Metazoa; Arthropoda; Insecta; Hemiptera; Delphacidae. The transcript is spliced from 12 exons. The record is from RefSeq and is a predicted model, not a curated record.